Molecule: messenger RNA, 1191 nt
Organism: Pestalotiopsis fici W106-1
Lineage: Eukaryota; Fungi; Ascomycota; Sordariomycetes; Amphisphaeriales; Sporocadaceae
Exons: 3
Coding region: 1-1191 (396 amino acids)
Biological process (GO): cellulose catabolic process
Molecular function (GO): hydrolase activity, hydrolyzing O-glycosyl compounds
Source: RefSeq, a predicted model, not a curated record
AUGAAGGUCACCUCUGCUGUAGCGGCUUUCGCCGCCGGCGCCAUGGCCGCCCCAAGCGGUGAUGUAGCCACUCCCGCAAAGAAGGUUGCGAACCGUGCUGCUUGCAGCUCGGCCGUCACUCUCGAUGCCAGCACCAAUGUCUGGAAGAACUACAAGCUCCACGCCAACACCUACUACCGCGACGAGGUCAACAAGGCCGUCGACGCCAUCACCGACUCCUCCCUGAAGGCCUCUGCCGCCAAGGUUGCCGACGUCGGUAGCUUCUUGUGGAUUGACACAAUUGCCAAUAUUGCCAAGAUGGCUCCCGCCAUUGCGGACACUCCCUGCUCAGACAUUCUCGGUCUCGUCAUUUACGAUCUCCCGGGACGUGACUGUGCUGCCAAAGCCUCCAACGGUGAACUCAAGUACAGCGAGAUUAGCCGUUACAAGUCCGAAUACAUUGACCCCAUUGUCACGAUCAUCAAGGCCAACCCCAACACGGCCUUUGCGCUCCUGAUCGAGCCCGACUCACUGCCCAACCUGGUCACCAACUCGGACCUGCAGACGUGCAAGGACAGCAAGAGCGCCUACGAGGAGGGCGUCGCCUACGCGCUCAAGAACCUCAACCUGCCCAACGUGGUCAUGUACAUUGACGCGGGCCACGGCGGCUGGCUGGGCUGGGACGCCAACCUCAAGCCGGGCGCCGAGGAGCUGGCCAAGGUGUACAAGAACGCCGGCUCGCCCAAGCAGGUGCGCGGCUUCGCCACCAACAUUGCGGGCUGGAACUCGUGGGACCAGAGCCCCGGCGAGUUCGCCGACGCCUCGGACGCAAAGUACAACAGCUGCCAGAACGAGAAGACGUACGUGUCCAAGUUUAGCGCCGCGCUCAAGACGGCCGGCAUGCCAAACUACGCCAUCAUGGACACGGGCCGCAACGCCGUCACGGGCCUGCGCAAGGAGUGGGGUGACUGGUGCAACGUCAACGGUGCCGGCUUUGGCGUCCGCCCCACGGCCGACACGGGCGACACCCAGACCGACGCCUUUGUCUGGGGCAAGCCCGGCGGCGAGAGCGACGGCACCUCGGACUCGAGCGCCACCCGCUACGACAGCUUCUGCGGCAAGGACGAUGCCUACAAGCCUGCCCCCGAGGCCGGUACCUGGAACCAGGCCUACUUCGAGAUGCUUCUCAAGAACGCCAAGCCUGCUUUCUAA